Messenger RNA from Rhinocladiella mackenziei CBS 650.93, 849 nucleotides. RefSeq lists its product as uncharacterized. NCBI's taxonomy places the organism in Eukaryota, Fungi, Ascomycota, Eurotiomycetes, Chaetothyriales, Herpotrichiellaceae. The record is from RefSeq and is a predicted model, not a curated record. Bases 1 to 849 code for a protein of 282 amino acids. The transcript has a single exon.
AUGGAUCCCCACAGUGAAUUCAUCACACAUCCUUCUGGGGAGAUCACUCACUAUAUCGCAGACUGCCAUUCUGAUCCCUGGAAACCGCGAGAAACAAUCCUCUUGCAGGGCGGAUUUGCCCGCCAUGCUGCCUUUUUCUACCAAUGGGUCCCGGCUUUGUCUCGUCACUACAGAGUUAUCCGCCGCGAUCUACGCGGCCACGGCCUGUCCAGUGCGCCAUCGAUCUUGCAGAAGCCAGAAGCCUAUACCCUAGAGACGAUCCUGUCCGACAUUCUCGACACGCUUGACCAACUGGGAAUCCAAAAGGUCCUUUUCUUCGGCGAAAGCACGUCCGGGAUCCUCGGUGAGAUCUUCGCCUCUCGAUACCCUGAGCGCGUACUCAGUUUGGCAGUCUGCUCGAGUCCGACACACCUACCCAAAGCAACACAGGAAUUUCUCGCCGUCGGCCAACAAGCCUGGCCCGAAGCAUGCCGAGCACUCAAUUCCAGAGGGUGGGCGCAAGCUCUCUCUGGACGUCCAGGCACCAUGGCUUCCACCGAACCGGCGUACCGAAAAUGGUGGCUUGACCAGAUUUCCGUCAGUAGCGGCGAAGGGUUGGCUAGUUAUGCCGAAUUCCUGUGUACCAUCGACUCAAGGCCUGUUUUGGGGAAAAUCACAGUUCCCAUGUUAAUUUUGGCACCGACAAGGAGCGCUGCGACGAGCAUUGCUGCCCAAAGAGAGAUUCAACAACAGGUUGGGAAUGGGUGCAAGUUAGUUGAGAUUGCCGGGGCGGGACAUGAGAUAUACAGCGAAGAAGCAGAGAAGUGUAUCGCUGCGUACUUGGAGUUUAUAGAGGGAAUUGAGAGGUAG